Corvus hawaiiensis (hawaiian crow) is the source of this 3790-nucleotide messenger RNA. RefSeq names its product transmembrane protein 268 (gene TMEM268). The transcript has 9 exons. The record is from RefSeq and is a predicted model, not a curated record. NCBI's taxonomy places the organism in Eukaryota, Metazoa, Chordata, Aves, Passeriformes, Corvidae. The coding region runs from base 2582 to 3706 and encodes 374 amino acids.
UUUGCAUUACCAUAGUAAAAAGAAUAAUACUUUAAGUCUUCAUAGGAAAAAGGCAGAAGUAGGAAAAAGAAAGAUAAGAGCCACACUUCGUGCCUUAAGCAACUGUCAUUCUUCAUUUGAAACUUGUAAUUUAUGGGUAGUGUGAAAUAAAUUUUUAUAUUUAAUGACUGUCAAUCUGUCAGCUUUGCUGACAAAAAAAUCCAACAACGCAGAGCAAAAGGACUUUGUGUGCAGGAAGGGAGGAGAAGGGCAAGAUAAGGCUUUCAACAACUUUGUUCUCCUAAUUAAGGCUCACUAGGGGAAAAAAAAAAGGAGAAAAUGGCACAGUUCUUCCCUGAAAAUGCAGUUUCAUCAAAAGAAAAUGAGAUGUGUCGGCAUUGGCUGCAGUGUGCACAGUCCAAACAAGGCUGACGUGGGGAGAAACUGCAACCAUAUGCAGACUGUGGCCAAAAAAGCUGGAAUCACAGGGCUGUGGAUUCCAAAUCCUGCAAAAGAGCUCAGUUUAUCAAAGCAUGGAGUAAAUAUAGAGAGAACAUGGUCAGAAUAGGCAAAAGCAGACUAAAAGUGUAUGUCUGAUUAUUUAAAGCAGUGAGACUUCAAAUAGGGACUGAAGAGUGACCUCAGAAAUGACAUUAAGGACGUGAUGGAGGGUGAGGUUAUUCCUGAGGCCGGGAGGGGUUGGUGGGCGCUGUCAGCCUGGGACAGUCCUCAAACUUCUUCUGUCUUCAAACAGCAGAUUUUUUUCUUUUCCCUGGAAUCAGGUUCCCUGUAAUAUAUUCAUUAAUGCAGCAGGUGGAACAGGGAGUACAAUGUAAGUCCAGGGCACCAAGCUGGGAAGAGAUACAAACUGUACAGAGCACUGAAUCACAAUUCCAAAUGAUCUUGAUAAGUGAGAGAAAUGAUCUGAAACCAAUAGCCUGCGACUCCCUGCAGGGAAGAGAAACUGAGAAAGGUGAAAUCAAAUACAUCAACUCCAAGCAAUCCAUAACCAGCUGCACAGCACUGCAGGAAUUUGGGAAAAUGGGAUGGGGGGAACUCCCCCAGAGGCAGAAAAUGCGGUAAAGGGGAGGGUGAGGCCAGGCUGGACAGGGCUUGGAGCAGCCUGGGCUGGUGGGAUGUUUCCUGCUUGCCGGAGGGUGGAAUGAGCUGGCCUUUAAGGCCCUUCCAACCCAAACCAUCCUGGGAUUCCAGCCUCUGGUGAUCCCAACACUUCUCUCAAAUGAGCAGGAGUUUUCUGCUGGGGGCGUUGAUGCCAAGACCUUGCAUGUCUUGCCAAACAAGAGGAGUGCAGGGGAUGUGCUGCAGCUCAUUAUCCACAUUCUUUGAAAUGUAUUGUCCCACACGGAUUUGCCUGGGGUGUUUCCCCGUGGACAGCUGCCAGUGCUCUUGGCUUCUCAUGUUCCCUGUCAGCAUCUCUGUGUGGGUGAGGAGCAAACAAAACCAAAACUUUUGAUGAGCAGCCUUUGCAAAAGAACCCAAAGCUUCCCACGGCCCUGUCUUGGGUGGGGAUUGGAGCUGGGCCCUGAGCUGGUGACAGAUUUAUGGGAUUUUUCCUGGUACCUGGAUGGUGUUGCCUGUUCCCAGUGUAACAAGAUCCCAUGAGGGUGAGUGGCUUUGGAGUUGUUCCCGUUGCCUGUGGAGCCACGUGAGGGGAUGAACCCACAGCUCAGCAAUGCCUGGAGCAGGCAGGGCUGCAGAACCCAUCCCUCUGGGAGGAGAGCGGCCUUUGCUCCAGGAAAUGCACACGGGCACUGCAAGGAGCUCCUUUUUUGUUUUUUUUUUUUUUUUUUUCCAACCAUUCACCACUGGAUUUGCUUUGUUCCAACCCUCCACGGAUCCUGCAGCUUUUGGGGAGCUCUGACGCCACCAUUCCCAGGCUAAGGAGUUCUGUUUUCAUGGUGUCUCUCAGCGUUGUCAGGUAAACAGCUCCAGCAUGUGCAGCCGCUCUGGAGGAUCCAUCUGUGCCUGAGCCUCCUGCUUUUGUUCUGGAGCUGCUGGAGGGGAAACUUGCUCCACAUCAGCACAGCCUCCUGUUGUGAGGAGGGCUCCAACUCCUGCCCUGCCUGUUAUCCCUGUUCCUGUGUGCUUUCCAUGACCUGAUAGAGAGCGACCUCUUGUCAGCCUUGAGAUCUUCCUUCGCCUCCUCUGAUGUCCCCAGCCUUGUCUUGGGUGUUUGGCUUUGACGGAAACACUCACAGGAACAGAGGGGGUGCAACUGUGGGAUCUGUAGUUCCUGAAUCCUGACUGGCUGAUCCAAGAGGAGGAGGAGGAGGAGGAGGAGGAGGAGGGGGAAGCCUCGUGUCUGUGCCGGUCUUCAGCCCUUCGCACUUCUCAGGCUCCAGCUCCGGACCCCCGCCCUGCCGAAGGGCUUGAAAAUGCCUCGUGGCUCAUGGAAAGCAGGAUCCCAAGGAAGGCAGCAGUGGGAGUGCGAGUGAGGGUUUCACAAUCUGCUCCCCACUCUGGUGCUGUGGGGCUGGUUGUUGCUUCCCAGCAGGAAGAGAGAGAAAUGCUGAAUUAGAGACAUCAAAGCUGAAUUUCUGGCCAGACAACACAGAAUCCUUCAAGGAGAGGCACCUCCAGCAUGGCCCAGAAAAGCCAAACUGGUGGAACUGAGAAGAAUGGAUCCUCCCUCCCCUACUGCAAGAGGGAUUUCAAGGAAGGAGCCCUGCAGUGGGUGACAGAACCCCCUCAAGGCCGGGUGCUGCUGGUGCUCAGCAUGGACAACACCUGCCCCAGCUCCUCCUUCGACAUGGACCUUUGUGCCGAGAAGCUGCAGUCCCUCGGCGUCCAGGUGCCGGCGGAUCCGUGGAGAAGGCUGCUCCAGGAGGGUGUCCUGAGGCCCGAAGUGAGGCGGUACCUGUUCUACAGCUCCAGGGCCUUCCAGAUUGCCAUGGCUGUGGUGAGGGCACCGCGGGCUGCCCGGCCUGGCACCGGGGUUCUCGUGCCCACCGGGGGAGCGGGGUUUGGCUGGGGAGCAAAUCCUGGUUCUGACACAUUCCUGGUUUUCUACAUCUGUCUCUGGACAAACCUUUACUCCACGCUCCAGCUGAGUCCCGUGGGACGCUACUGGGGGGCCAGCGUGCUGGUGACCCUGGUGGCCCUGGCUGUCACUGUACUGGUGAUCCUGGUCAUUGAUCACCACCAGAGGAAGCUGAACGUGAACACAGACGUGAGGCUGGCAGCUGUCAAUGAAAUCUUUAUCAAGCACAGCAUAAUCCUGGGUAUUACAGGUGUCCUGGAUGGGCCACACAACAUCCUUCAACUGUGGUUCGUGCACUUCAGCCCCGAGCGCUGCCUCCAGGCCCUGGCAGCCCACAUCACUCAGCUGCAGGGAACACAGGCAGGCCUGAGGCACAGCCUGGACCAGCUCUGUGUGGUCAUGGAUGUGGUGGUUCAGCCUGAGCUGGGGAGGGAGGAGGAGGCUCCAUGUGAAGAGUCCCCUCUUUUAUCCAGCGGGGGGACCCUGAACAAAGAUCCUGUGACCUGCAAUGAGCUCCUGCGCCUCAUCCCUGAGGGCCCACCCGAGGCGAUGGCCCAGCAGCUCCUGGUGAUCUUCAGUGGAUGCUACGUCCGGCUCCUGGUCACGGGCCGGCUCCCUCGGGCCGGGGCAGGGGGACACGUGGAGCACAGCAGCGUUCCCUGUCUCUGCCAGUUCAUCCAGACCACGGUGCUCCACAGCCACCACAGCUGGGUCAGGGGCAGGUGACCAGAGAGGGCUGGAAAACACCAAAAUAAAGCUGUCCCCACACACCAGGGUGGAGAAGCUGUGGGGCGGAGGAGAGAGCUCUAA